This is a messenger RNA of Ipomoea nil (Japanese morning glory), 1417 nucleotides long. RefSeq names its product putative serine/threonine-protein kinase. The record is from RefSeq and is a predicted model, not a curated record. Gene Ontology annotation, biological process: protein phosphorylation. The transcript has 7 exons. The coding region runs from base 159 to 1319 and encodes 386 amino acids. NCBI's taxonomy places the organism in Eukaryota, Viridiplantae, Streptophyta, Magnoliopsida, Solanales, Convolvulaceae. Gene Ontology annotation, molecular function: protein kinase activity; ATP binding.
CAAGACGAUUCAGAUUUCAUCUUCUUCCAUCCACCCUGAUAAGUUCACAUAUCAGGAAACUCCGCAAGAAACAAACCAAUAUCUAUCUGAUGGAGGCUGCAUGUAUGUAUAUGAGUUGAAGGUUGUAAAAGUAAGGUCAGAUUAAAGGAAGUGGUAGCAUGACUUGUUUCCCUGUCUGUUGCAGAAGGAAAUCGUCUCCCCCGAGGCAUCAAAUCGACAUUGAAGAAGAGGUUUCAAGCAUUCAGAAUGCUAAGGUGUACAGUUACAAAGAACUGUGUUCUGCAACUGGAGAUUUUAGCCCUUUGAACAAGAUUGGAGAAGGAGGGUUUGGUGCUGUCUACAAGGGGAGGCUGGGUGAUGGCACAUUAGCUGCUAUUAAGGUGCUUUCUGCUGAGUCAAGACAGGGGGUGAAGGAGUUUUUGACAGAAAUAGUGGUUAUCUCAGGUUUAGAACAUGAGAAUCUGGUUAAGUUACAUGGAUGUUGUGUAGAAGGGGAGCAUAGGAUAUUGGUCUAUGGCUAUCUUGAAAAUAAUAGCCUUGCUCAAACUCUUCUUGGGUCUGGGUCCAGUGGCAUUCAGUUUAGCUGGAGUGCUCGGGCUAGAAUAUGUAUAGGGGUUGCUAGGGGACUUGCAUUCCUCCAUGAAGAAGUCCAACCACAUAUUAUUCAUAGAGAUAUUAAAGCCAGCAAUAUUCUUCUCGAUAAAGAUUUCACUCCGAAGAUCUCGGAUUUUGGGCUUGCAAAGCUAUUCCCCCAAGGUUUGACUCAUAUCAGCACCCGUGUUGCUGGAACUCCGGGUUAUUUGGCUCCCGAGUAUGUGAUUCGUGCCCAGUUGACAAGGAAAGCCGAUGUUUAUAGCUUUGGAAUUCUCCUUUUGGAAAUUGUUAGUGGAAGAUCAAACACUAACAAACGACUACCUGUUGACGAUCAAUAUCUUCUUGAAACGGCGUGGAGAUUCUAUCAGAAAGGGGAGCUUGUUGAGCUGGUUGAUAUAUCACUGGGAGAGAACUUCAAUGUAGAUGAAGCUUGUAGAUACAUGAAGAUUGCUUUGUUAUGCACCCAUUUCAUGCCCAAUAGCCGACCAUCAAUGUCUAGUGUGGUGAAAAUGUUGAGAGGUGAGGAAGAUGUGGAUGAUACAAAGAUAUCGGAGCCAGGUCUGUUAACUGAACUGAUAGGUUUCCGGAAUCGAAAGAAAAAGAACCUGCAAAUUUUAUCUGCUGCUGGCUCAGGGAAUGAAGAUAAGUCGCCCUGGAAUACUAGCAUCUGCUCAACACAAGCAGCAACCAUGACUUUCACCUCCAUAUCUGAUCGGAGUACUUGAACUAAGAUUUUUUAUUUUUUUGUGUGUGGUAAGAUAUCUCAUAUCUAUGGUGUUCCAAAUUGAAGAACGAAAUAUAUAUAGACACAGUUGAUUUUUUA